AUGGUUCUUGAGCAGGAGAAGAUGCUUCCCAGACUGAUUGGCAGCAGGAGUUACGAGCUCACAGGACACACCUCCAAGGGGGAGUUUCCUGGGAGCUGUGGAGCAGGAGCCUCGGUGGAGCGUUGCUCCUGCAGAAACUGGUCUGACUCGGAGCGGUUGGUGUGCAGGUUGCGGCUGAGCGCAGUUCCUGCAGCUCAAGACGGGGAAACGCCCGGGAUGGGCCACUCUUUACGCGCGGCUGCCCUCCUGGCGUUCGUGGUCCUUUCUGUUCUGGUGUCACUCCUCAUUACGAGCGUGAAGCAGUUUGGAUCGGGAUCAACGCGCUUUUCCAACGCAACAGAUGAGGAGGAGUUGGCGGCGCUGCGCAGGGCGCUGGAUCUCCAACUCAGGGAGAGACGGAAAGAAAUCCUCCCGCUGCUCCUACCGUAUGAUGAGAAUAAAGACGGAGUGUUGGAAGAAGUUCAUCAUUUCUCAGAGUUGGACCAGAUCUCUGUUUUGGAUUUCAGUCUGUGGAAUGAGGUCACGCUUGGCUCCGGGAAGGCGCACCGGGAUAGGAUGGGCUGUGAGUCUCUCAUGGACGUACGGGCGGCGGAGGUUCUUGGGUCGGGAUACACCAAACUGGUGGUGAAGGCGAAUCUGGCCGGAGGUCAGCCCGUAGCGCUGAAGCUGGUCAACGAGCAGGGCAUCGACAUGAGCAAGUGUGUGGAGGAUUUUAAAGACCCGCAGGGCUGCAGGGAGCUGGUCUCCUAUAAGCUGCAGAAAGAAAUGCUCCUGCUGCAGAGGCUGCGCCAUCCCAACGUCAUCAAGCUAAAGGGCCACUGUUCAGGAGUCCAGGGUGGAGGAGGAGUAGAAAAAGGGAGAGUCACAGUCAUUCUGGAGCAGGGGACUCCUCUCCAGAUGAUCCAGCUGCUCCAGACUCCCUGGGAGGACAGAUUCAGGGUGUGUCUGGAUCUAGUCCGGCUCCUGCACUUCCUCUCCCGGUCUCCUCUGGGCUCCGUGGGGCUGCUGGACUUCCAGCCGCGGCAGUUCGUCACCGUGUCCGGCGAGCUGAAGCUCACCGACCUGGACGACAUCAGCGCGGAGGAGACCGCCUGUCGGACGGACGCCGACUGCACGCUCCAGUUUCUGCACAGAAACUUCACCCUGCCUUGCUCGUCUCGGGGCGUAUGUGAGGACCUAAACGAAAAGAGGAACAUUUAUAAUGCCUACAGGUUUUUUUUCACCUACCUGCUGCCCCACCAGGCCCCACCCGGCCUCACACACCUGGUAGACCACAUCAUGAACACCACAGGGGAGCUGAAAGCCAACAUCAAUCAGACUCUGGAGGCCUUUGAACACAUCCUCCUCCUGUACAAAUCAGGCCUACACCUGGACAACCUGCACCCUUCAAUACUGAGAGAUUACACCGUGAUGCGAGCCAUGAGGACCUCCGGGGACGUGGAGUACCGCUGCUGGCCGUCCUACAGCCAGCAGGGCUGCGUCUUGUCAGUCCACAGCGCCAGAGAGGCUGCGUACAUUUGUAACUCCCACUCUCAGUGCAACAGCUUCACUCUGACCGGACAGAAGACGUGGACGGGCCGCUUUCUCGCUUCAUUCAGGAGCAGUUUUGGUCACCUGGUGCCCAAUGGAGCCUCAGAGGUGUACGUGAAGAGGAGCAAAGUUCACCAACCGCCGUCGUCGUGACCUGCUGGAUAAACGUUGAAAUCACAGUGGAGCUUGAGUUAACGUGAAGUGAGAGCUGGAACACGGCUCGUUGAUGGGAAGUGAAGUAGGAGUGUUGCGUUUAUGCAGAGAACUGAAGUCUCUCUGUGAACAUGCUGACCGCAGCUCGGCCCUGCUGCAUAAGGAGCGGCCUGUGGAGGCUGUUUGAAGUCAGCAAGUGAAUGUGUUGUAUUUAUAAGGCUUCUGCUCAGCGACUGUUUGAUCUCCCUGCCAGCUCACUGCUUCUGUCAGCUACUAUUUAAAGAGAUUUCCCUUCAGGUACAAUUAAGGAGGGAGAGCCUUGUGCCCUCAUUUUGUUUUUCCUUUAUUUACCAUGUGCCUCGGCUUUCGCUGCACGGCCGCAUCCCCAUAGUAAGAGUUUCAAAGCGAACAUCGGAGCUCAGCGUUUGAAGCCUGUGAGCGAGAAAUCAAAACAAGCUCCAAGACAAAUAGACUUUGAUGAAGGAUGCUGAGGUUGGGGUUGUGUUUUCAUGGUUGUCUGGCUUAAGCUGCGCUGUGUUAGGAGGGAGCAACAACCAUGUGAGCAUUUGAACAUCAACACUAGGGCAGAGCAAUUAUAUUCAUUCCACAGAUGUCUGUUUUAACAUGCAUUUCAUUUUUAGCCUUUGUUAGUGUUGUGUUCAUAAAUAUUUAUAUGAUCAAGUGAAAUGUAAUUUUUCUUACAUGCUCCUGCAUUAUAUGGUGCACCUUGUGGGUGAAACUUAUAUUUUCAAUGAAAAAUUAUUCAAUAAAUGUUUUUUAUACCGCACUUGAAACUGUAAGAUUUGUUCCUAUAUAAAUAAAAAUGUUUUACUUUU
Girardinichthys multiradiatus is the source of this 2519-nucleotide messenger RNA. RefSeq names its product protein kinase domain containing, cytoplasmic b (gene pkdccb). Gene Ontology annotation, biological process: protein phosphorylation. NCBI's taxonomy places the organism in Eukaryota, Metazoa, Chordata, Actinopteri, Cyprinodontiformes, Goodeidae. Bases 1 to 1683 code for a protein of 560 amino acids. Gene Ontology annotation, molecular function: ATP binding; non-membrane spanning protein tyrosine kinase activity. The transcript has 8 exons. The record is from RefSeq and is a predicted model, not a curated record.